Messenger RNA from Gadus macrocephalus (Pacific cod), 3218 nucleotides. RefSeq names its product pyrroline-5-carboxylate reductase 1, mitochondrial-like. Gene Ontology annotation, biological process: L-proline biosynthetic process. The record is from RefSeq and is a predicted model, not a curated record. Gene Ontology annotation, molecular function: pyrroline-5-carboxylate reductase activity. NCBI's taxonomy places the organism in Eukaryota, Metazoa, Chordata, Actinopteri, Gadiformes, Gadidae.
GAUUGCGGGAAACCGACCAACUGGGAUACUUUUCCGGCAAUAUACGUUUUGGGCGGUUUGGAGACUGGUUGGGCUGGAAAAUGCCCAUCCGAUCUGGCAACACUGAGUACUCGUCGGUCAAUGUUUCUUGACACAAUGAAACGCGCCACGUUGACCUUGUUGUGUAAGCACAAGUUGGUGCAUUGAAGGGAAGUUAUCAUUCUCCAUCCGGUGAUAUAUCCGAGGAUGAGUGUGGGAUUCAUAGGUGCGGGUCAGCUGACCCAUGCGCUGGUGAGAGGUCUCUCUGCUGCAGGUGUACUUGCUACGCACAAAAUCACUGCCAGCUCCCCAGACACAGAUCUCCCCACAGUACACGGUCUAAGGAAACUGGGUGUGAACUUCACCACCAGCAACAAGGAGACAGUUAGUAAGAGUGAUGUUCUCUUCCUGGCUGUGAAGCCUCACAUCAUCCCGUUCGUCCUGGACGAGAUCGGACCAGAAAUCGAAGAACGGCACCUCAUUGUGUCCUGUGCGGCCGGUGUCACCAUAAGUUCAAUAGAAAAGAAGCUGAGCCAGUACCGCAGUGAGCCCAAGGUGAUGCGCUGCAUGACCAACACGCCGGUGGUGGUGCGGGAGGGCGCCACGGUGUACGCCACGGGCACCCACGCCCAGGUGGAGGACGGCCGGCUGCUGGAGCAGCUGAUGGCGAGCGUUGGCUUCUGCACGGAGGUGGAGGAGGACCUCAUCGACGCCGUCACGGGACUCAGCGGUAGCGGCCCUCGCCUACGUGAGUUUGGUUCGCCGCCGGGGCCCUCGCUGAUCCACGUCGGCCAUUUUGGGUUAACUCGCAUGUGACGUGGUGAUGUGAGCCGUAUCCGUGCAGAUUAUGGUGGAACCCUUUUUGUGAACGGUUAGGACACAUUUUGAAGACCAUCAGGCAGGUAAUCGGUCCCCAAAUGUACGAUGGGUAGUAUCAAUCCAUCUAUAAAUGAUCAUACAGUCUAUCAAAGACACAAGACAACUGGCACUCUCUCUGCUCUCACUCCACUUCUCAAAAGGCUUGGAAAAUGCAAUCAUUAAACCGCCCUUUUAAAAAAGUGGAGCAUAGAUGCCUCUAUCAUUAAAGGCACCCAACCGAUUUAAAAUUGACCCUUCAUAAGGAAAAUGAUAGAGAAAGCUUUCAGCAUCAUUUCAACCUUUUCAUUGCACCCACACUGCUCUUAAAUGAAUUUGUCUAAACAUAGACUAUGGCAACCUUUCAAUAUUGAUGCCAUUGGACCUCAGUGCUGCGUGCGACACCGUCGACCACUCAAUACUUUUGGACGGAUUGGAAAUCAGGGUUGGGCUUUCCGGCAUUCUUAAACUUGUUGAGGUCAUAUCUACCAGACGGGAACUGAUUUGUCUCCGUUUGUAACUAUGUAACUGAACUAACUAACGUGACAUGAGUCGUCAAAGGUUCAAUCCUAGGACCAUCUUUAUUCUAUCUCUACAGGCUCCCACUAGGCCUAAUAAUGCGAAAUAACAACAUUGCCUACUGUUGUUAUGCCGACUACACACAAAUCCAUAUAGCCCCAUCACCAGCUGACUAUCUUCUGAUAAAUCUGCAGUGCCAGUGCAUUAAGCAGGUCAAGGACUGAAUGUGGUGGAAUAUAACGCCAACUAAUUAUAGACAAAACUGAGCUGAUUGCCAAAGAUGAGAGACUGAACGUUAAGACUACACCAUGAGACCAACAGAUUUGAACACAUUACACCAGUUCUCAAAAUCCCUGAAAUUCCUCUGGUUAUGUCAGAGGAUUGAUUUCAAAAUACUUCUGCUCACCUAUAAAUCACCAGGCGUUUUAGUAUCGCUAAAGCAUAUCACCGAAACGCUUUCACUAUUUGAACCCUCUAGAGGUUUAAAAUCGAACUGGGACCAAUCAGCUAUUGGUCUCCCGGAGUCAAAACAAAAACACGGAAAGCAGGAUUCCGCUACUAUGCAACACACGGCAGGAAUAAACUUCUUUGAGAUCCGGGACUGUCUCGAGCUCUGACUACAUGCACAUUUAACUUAUUUUGUUCAAAUGUCUCUGUGCAUUAUUUUAGAUCCUGUUUGCAUGUGUCCUUUAUGGAUUCUUCGAAAUCCUGUUUUAAUUAAUGUCAUGACCUUUUUUUCAUGACAUAACGUUUAUAUGGGAAGCAUAUUGAGUCCUGCCUUGUGUAUGAACUGUGCACUUGACAUUUACAGACACACACACAUAAUCACAUUACACAUGGACACCAAGAGACGUGGCAAAAAUUAAAAAACAUUAAAAAGCAGCAAUAAGAUGCAGCAGCGACUUGGGUUGUGCCAAACAGGUGUUGUCUCUCAGCUGAUGUCUACCUUGAUUUGAGGAGGCUUACACGCCUUCAGGUGGCGGUCUUCUCAUGGAUACUUUGUAGCUGCCAUUGGCACCCUAUUAAGGCGUGUGCAGCAUGUCCAACUGUGAAGACAGGCACUGCGUCUAAUAAGUGUCUAGAAAUCCCCAAGCUGCCUAUUGGGUGUUUCCUCCUCCCACUUCAAGCUGUGUAACUAUCGUGGUGACGAUGUAUCUGUGGGGUUCCUCCGCAGGCGCUUCUUGGCAGUAGACGCGCUCUCGGACGGUGGGUGAAGAUGGGGCUGCCCCAGGCGGCUCGCCGUGCGCCUCGCAGCCCAGGCCCUGCUUGGAGCCGCUAAGAUGUUGCUGGACUCGGAGCAGCAUCCUGGCCAACUGAAGGACAACGUGUGCUCGCCAGGGGGCGCCACAAUCACGCACUGCACGUCAUGGAGAGCGGGGGCCUUCAGAAGCCUCCUCAUCAACGCCGUUGAGGCGUCGUGUAUUAGGACAAGAGAGCUGCAGUCUUGGCAGACCAGGAGCAGAUUUCCCGGCGGCCAUAAAGAAGACCACCCUGGACAAGGUUCUGCAGCAGCCCGGUGUGACCAUAGUCUGGGAGGUCGGGCCGCGCGGGCCGCAUCAGUAUCUUCACCCAGAGCAACCAAGGUCAAAGAAGUGAACUGGGCGUCCCCCCCACCCCUUGCAUAGGACUCAUUGUGCAGGUCAAAGCAAAGCGUUAUAGCUGGCGUUAUAACGUUGGGGCGAUAUACAGAAUUCCGUCGUUACAUGUUGUCUUUAAAAACUUUGAAUAUUUUUUUUUUAAAUGAGCCUGGGAUGAUAUCCAACAGACAUUGUUGCCUGCAUUGUACUGCAAACGUGAAUAAAAUCCUGGAUUUAUAUAUAUAUAUA